Messenger RNA from Hibiscus syriacus, 1488 nucleotides. RefSeq lists its product as uncharacterized. Gene Ontology annotation, cellular component: chloroplast. The record is from RefSeq and is a predicted model, not a curated record. Lineage: Eukaryota; Viridiplantae; Streptophyta; Magnoliopsida; Malvales; Malvaceae. The transcript has 6 exons. The coding region runs from base 203 to 1252 and encodes 349 amino acids.
ACCUCAAACUUCCAAACACAAUCCUAUUGAUUACAUUACUUGAUUAUCUCCAGUUCAUUUGGUAUCGCCAUGGGUCUGCUUAAAUUCUCUUCCAUUAAUUUGGGUAUUCCUCAGAAUCCAUCAACAUGCGCUGCUCGUGCUUGACUCUCUCCUACCCAUAGCCUUUCCUCUACGAAUAUACAAAGUACAUACGUAUUUGUUUAUGGCUUUUAGCUGUUAUGCUCCAAUCUCUCAUGUCGCCUCGCCCCUUUCUUCUUCAUUUCAGUCCCGGGUAAGCUUGUUUGGAAGACCUUAUAAUGACCAGCGAGAGAGGACUGAGCAGCCCAGAAAUACUAAAGUGCUUAAGUUGAAGGGGUUUCGAAGGAGACAAAAUGUACUUUUCUCAACUUUCAAGGACCAAUCUCAGUACACUGAGAUCAAACCUGUUGACUCAGAACUACUACAAGACGAUCCUGAUCCUGAAGAGAUAAUCCCGGUUGGCUUACCAUCUAUUCAUUUUGAGGGAAGUGAUGGAAGACCAGGUUUUAUUUCGUUUUAUAAUCGCGCAUACAAAAGAGACGAUGAAGUCAUUUCUAAUGUGCAGAGGAAUCAGAACAGCUUGUUAUGGUUUAUUGGUCCAGCAGUUCUUGUGGCCUCUUUUAUUUUACCCUCACUUUAUUUGCGUAAAGUACUUUUAACCAUAUUUGAGGACUCCUUACUAACAGAUUUUCUCAUAUUGUUCUUCACGGAAGCACUUUUCUAUUGCGGCGUUGCUGUUUUUCUUCUGCUAAUUGAUCGUCAAAGGAGGACUACUGGGCCAGAUUCUGCAGCAGAAACCUUGGCCCCUCACUUGGGUCAACGUAUCUCUUCUGUUGCUACUCUUGUGCUUAGUCUCAUCAUUCCCAUGGUAACGAUGGGUCUAGUAUGGCCCUGGACUGGUCCCGCUGCAUCUGCUACUCUAGCUCCUUACCUGGUUGGUAUUGUUGUACAGUUUGCCUUUGAGCAGUAUGCAAGACAUCAUAAUUCACCUUCAUGGCCUGUCAUCCCGAUAAUCUUUCAAGUUUACAGAUUGCAUCAACUGAAUAGAGCUGCUCAACUAGUGACAGCCCUGUCAUACACAGUGAGAGGUGCUGAAAUGACCACAUACAACUUGGCAAUAAACAGCUCUUUGGGAACACUUUUGAAUGUCCUCCAGUGCCUUGGGGUAAUCUGCAUUUGGUCACUCUCGAGUUUCCUCAUGAGGUUCUACCAUUCCACCUCCCGGAUUACAUAGCGUGUGGAACGCAGUUCAUGUUUAAGCUUAUGCUGUUUGGUUACACUCUGCUGCGAAUUCGGGACAGCAAAGGAUUUUAAAGUCACUCUAACUGAAGCCAUAUCUAAAAGGGUACUUUUGAGUAUCUGGGAACACAGGUUUUACAUGCUGAAGAGAGUAAAAGCAGUUAUGAUUCCUAAUCUGACUGCCUUACAAUGAAAACAUUGAACAGCAACAGCGUUUGAUCUUUUACUUGU